UAAAAAAUAAAACUGCAAUAAAGAUCGCGACCGGAAUUAAACGGUAGGUUAGUUAUUUUAGUCCUUCGUUUGAAAAUGGUGCUGUCUCUUGAUCGCUGGGUUGGGAAAGUAGCUGUAGUUACCGGUGCCAGUGCUGGAAUAGGAGCGGCAACAUGUGAACUAUUGGUUAAAGAAGGGAUUAAGGUGGUUGGCUUGGCUCGACGAAAGGAUCGCCUAGAUGAACUUACAGAAAAAUUUAAAGGUCUCAAAGGCAGUUUUCAUGGUAUCCAAACCGAUCUGACGAAAGAAGAGGAAAUAUUAGCAGCCUUUAAAGAAAUCAAACAAACUUUGGGACCCGUUCACAUUGUUAUUAAUAAUGCUGGCGUUUGUAAUAAUUCUACGCUUUGUUAUGGAAAGACUGAAUUGUGGAAAGAAAUGCUGGAUAUUAAUAUAUUAGGUCUCUUAAUAGCAACAAGAGAAGCUGUUCAAAGUAUGCUUGAAAAUAACAUCGAGGGUCACAUUAUCCACAUUAAUAGCGUUCUGGGACACAAAGUACCCGAUAUGGUACCACUCAAUAUAUAUCCAUCCACAAAGUUCGCCGUUACAGCUUUAACCGAUUCGUUAAAGUUUGAAUUGAACUACAUGAAGUCCAGAAUUAAAGUAACUAGUAUUAGUCCUGGAGCAACAGAAAGUGAAUUUUUCAUGCGCAGUAAUAUCCCCGUAGAUCACGAGCAGAUCGCAGCUUCAGUGGGAGAAGAACUACUAAAGGCGGAAGAUGUGGCGGAUGCAAUCCAUUAUGCUUUAUCGACUCCUCCACAUGUUCAGCACCCAAUCAGAGCCCGUAUAACAACUAAUACCAUACUGUCGGUGUGCGCAUGCGCGGGGAUCAAUCAAAUUUUACCCUCAAUCGAUUCGCCGCUAAAGAAGAAUAUCUUCAAAAAUUAAAAAAAAAAGUAUAGGAUUGCACUGGAUUCGAACUCAAGACCUCUCGAUCUCUGGCCGAAUGCUAUACCAAAUACGCUACGAGGACUGUGUCUGUAUCGGUUCGG
Molecule: messenger RNA, 1028 nt
Organism: Diabrotica virgifera virgifera (western corn rootworm)
Lineage: Eukaryota; Metazoa; Arthropoda; Insecta; Coleoptera; Chrysomelidae
Product: farnesol dehydrogenase
Exons: 5
Coding region: 76-924 (282 amino acids)
Source: RefSeq, a predicted model, not a curated record